AUGGUGUACUGCGGCCGGCCGUCCACGGCGUGCCAUGCGUGUCGAGAGAAACGCGGCAAGUGUGACAGGAAGAAGCCCGGUUGCGGCCAAUGCGCCAGGAAGCGGAUUCCCUGUCCAGGCUAUCGGGACCCGUUAGCCGUGGUUAUCAGAGACCAGACUCUUACCACGGCCCGGAAGGCGCUUGCCAUGCAGGGUUCGCCUGCCGCCCAGAUUCCACCAGCCGCCAGCGAGUCCUUACUCUUCGUGAGCAGACUGUCUCUGGCCCUAGAAGACGUGGCCAAGACCUUUUUCUUCACCUCGUACGCCCCAGCGAGCCCUACGCCCUAUCUGGCUGACCUGUCCGACAUCCUGGCGGCCGAUGGCUUUUCGACAUCUGCAAUCCUUGCCCCGGCCCUCGCGAGCCUCUCGCUCGAGCUCUCGCAGCCUUCGCUGAUGGAGGUCGCACGGAAGCAUUACGCGCUUGCCAUCCAGCAGACCAACCGCGCCCUGGCGUCCAUUGAUCUGGCUGUCAGAGAUGCAACCCUCGCCUCGGUAUUUCUGCUGGCACUCUUCGAGGCCCUCUCCUUCCACGGCCGGAGCUCUCCCACCAGCUGGACGCAGCACAUGAAUGGAGCCGCUGAGCUACUCAAGCUGCGAGGACGCAAACAGUUUGACUCGCUCCUCGGCCGCAACAUGUUCCUCGACGUUGCUAGCGAGAUCUUCACCUCGUGCGCACAACGCCGCCUAGCCGUCCCCCCGGCCCUGUCCGAGCUCUUGGCUCAGGUGGCCGACGUCGUCGGCAGUGACGACCCCGAGGUCGGCUUCGCGCGGGCCGCAGCCGGCAUGGCCGAGCUCGCGAACAUGCUGUUCGCCGGCCGCAUCAAUCCUCAGCAGUCCAUUGUCAUCGUCCAGCGGGCUUGCCAGCUGGACGCCCAAAUCGAGCAGCUGCUGGAGCAGCUUGCCGGUUUCUGCAUGUACACGGUCGUCCCUCCAGCCAAGGCCCCCGCGUCCGCAUACAACAACCUCGCACACGACUAUGACAACCCGAAAUCCUGUCGUAACUGGAACAUCCUGCGGAUGAUGCGGCUGUUCGUCAACAAAUGGAUCUUCCACAUUGCGUCCGGCGCAGGCGAUGCAAUGCCAGACCGCAUGGAGCUCGUCCAACGCGCGGCCGGCAACUCCGAGCGCAUGGCCGCGGACAUCUUGAGCACGGUUCCAUACCUUUGCACCCUGCCGCCCUCUAGCUACGCGCGGUUGAUGACGGGGCGCUGGUUGAUCUGGCCACUGUCGGUGGUUGCGACGUCCGUAGUAGCGCCGAUGACUGCCCGAAUAUUCGCGCGCAACGCGCUACACGCCCUCGGCAGGGACACGGGCAUAACGCAGGCCACCGAGGCUGCUAAUAUGGUGGAUGAGUCGCAAGCCCUGGAGGACUGGUAA
Messenger RNA from Thermothielavioides terrestris NRRL 8126, 1416 nucleotides. RefSeq lists its product as uncharacterized. Gene Ontology annotation, biological process: regulation of DNA-templated transcription. Gene Ontology annotation, molecular function: zinc ion binding; DNA-binding transcription factor activity, RNA polymerase II-specific. The record is from RefSeq and is a predicted model, not a curated record. The transcript has 3 exons. Bases 1 to 1416 code for a protein of 471 amino acids. Lineage: Eukaryota; Fungi; Ascomycota; Sordariomycetes; Sordariales; Chaetomiaceae.